AUGGGCACAAAAUACGGCUUGGAUGAUCCGCAAGGGGACCUUGCUACAUAUUUCGAGAAGAGCGCGACUCUUGUACGGCAUUUGUUCGAGCGGCUUGAAGAAGAUUAUAUUGGCCCGUGGAUACAGCUUGCUCGUGAAUCCUUCGCAGCGUAUCCUAUCCCCGUGACUUUUAUCGCAAUCUUCGCCUCUCUAAGUUUCAUUCCUAUCAUCACUUUUGUGGUAUUCUCGCUGCUCAUAGGUGCAUCGUUUUUGUUUUUUGCCCUUUGCGUCGCCUUCACCGCAUCAGUAUCUGUUGUGCUCUUGUUCGCCGCCAUCUUACUCCUCACUCUUACGGCGAUAUUCUUCAUCUCGGCUUUCUUCACAGUAUCUGGUCUCACUGUCUACCUAUCCACUCGCCUCCUUCUACACCUGCGUGCUUCGGGCUUGCAAGGCCUCGACAUAUGGAGAAACGAAGCCAGACAGAUAGUGUUGCACGUGCGAUCGGCUCCGGUGCCAGCUGAAGAAUCGGACGAGUUCUCAGACGAUUCCGCAGUCGUCAUCAAAAAGGAAGGGGCCGAAACGGACAAACUCUCUGACGCCGAUGUUGUUUACCCUUCUGCUACCAACGAUGCGCAGAAAAAUGAGGUAUAUGAAACGAAGGAUGAAAUAAACGCAUGA
This is a messenger RNA of Heterobasidion irregulare TC 32-1, 657 nucleotides long. RefSeq lists its product as uncharacterized. The coding region runs from base 1 to 657 and encodes 218 amino acids. Lineage: Eukaryota; Fungi; Basidiomycota; Agaricomycetes; Russulales; Bondarzewiaceae. The record is from RefSeq and is a predicted model, not a curated record. The transcript has 5 exons.